Molecule: messenger RNA, 979 nt
Organism: Gigantopelta aegis
Lineage: Eukaryota; Metazoa; Mollusca; Gastropoda; Neomphalida; Peltospiridae
Product: mucin-13-like
Exons: 4
Coding region: 284-604 (106 amino acids)
Source: RefSeq, a predicted model, not a curated record
UUACAAUUACGGUUUUCACCUAAACUCUGGCAAUGCAUCUGUGGAAAACAUUUACAACGGUUGAGUGUUUGACAACUUCAUUCAACACGAAAUACCAAAAACGCUGGACAAAGGUGACACUUCCGAUGAUUUGCGCUGGACUGUCCUGCACCCUGACCACUGGACGGCAGCGGAAGUGGCGAGCUGGGUCACGUAUGUCACCAAGACCAUCCACCUUGGAGCAGACGACACAGUCAGGGUGCAGACGGCUUUCGAAGCAAUUGGCGGGAAAGAGCUGAUCGCCAUGACGAGAAUGGACUUCGUCAGUCUCGAACCACAGCUAGGCGACACCUUGUUCGAGAUAUUCGAGAAUCUCUACCAAGCUGGAACCAUGGAACAAGGCUUUUCUCCCGGGUUACCUCCCCUGUACGAACAGAGCGAGUCUAGCGGGGACAGUUCUCCAGCUGGCAGCCCAACCAGCGCGGAGGGAGCCGCGACAUCUAGUCGAACUGGGUCGGCGUCCGAAGAGACAACAUCGGACUCUCGCCCACCGUCAUCGACAAGUUCUCCCGGUCAUACAACGUCCACGACGACGUCUACUUCCUCCCAACUCAAACCACACUGACACAUAAUCAUCUUCAUACACUGUGUACAUGGGAUGCAUUUGUUACAUAUUUAUUUGUUGACUUUAUUAUUUGACGUUCUUAAAAAGUAUGUUGGCGAAAUAUUUUAAAUUCCACUAUAAAAUAGUGCAUAUGGGGAUAUAAAUAUUACGAAUCUGGAAAAAAAGCCCCAAAGCAGACAAUAAUAUGCCAUUUACUACAUAUAUGACAAAGUUGUUAUGUUGUGGUACAUAAAACCCAGCAUUUUAAAAUAUACAACUUUCAAAAAUUAAUUGAUGAUUAUGUUGAUGUAAUUUUAUCUCUUCUCCCCCCCCCCCCCCCCUCCGCCCCCUUACACAUGUUUUGUUUUUGCAGCUGCAGUUUUCUCCACUGUAAAG